Molecule: messenger RNA, 2799 nt
Organism: Salvia splendens (bonfire salvia)
Lineage: Eukaryota; Viridiplantae; Streptophyta; Magnoliopsida; Lamiales; Lamiaceae
Product: probable galactinol--sucrose galactosyltransferase 1
Exons: 13
Coding region: 38-2254 (738 amino acids)
Source: RefSeq, a predicted model, not a curated record
CCGAUUGAGAAAUCAAACUCUCUGCUUCACCGCUAAAAUGCCAGCCUUAUCUCUUGCUCACGGAAACCUGAGCGUCAACGCCAACUGCAUUCUCAGCGAUGUUUGUGAAAAUAUAUUCCUAUCUCCCGCAGGAACUGAGCACGGCAGUUUCAUCGGUGUCAACUCCGAUCACCGCGGCAGCCGCGUCAUCUUUCCGGUCGGAAAAAUCAGAGGAUUGAGAUUUUUAUGCCUCUACCGAUUCAAAUUGUGGUGGAUGACUCAGUGGAUAGGGACGCGUGGCCAGGAUAUACCGUGUGAAACUCAGUUUUUACUGGUGGAGGUACCGAAUUCAGCUCACUACGCUGUUUUCUUGCCGAUUAUCGAAGGGGAUUUCAGGGCUGUGCUUCAGGGUAAUGCGCAUGAUGAGCUCGAAAUCUGCUUGGAAAGUGGCGAUCCUUCUGUGGAAGAAUUCGAAGGGAGGCAUUUGGUUUAUGUGGCAGCUGGAACCGAUCCUUAUAGCUUAAUUGAAGAUUCAAUCAAGUCCUUGCAAAGCAAUCUCCAGACGUUCCGUCAUCGUAAUGAGAAAGAGAUGCCUGAUAUACUGAACUGGUUUGGAUGGUGCACGUGGGAUGCUUUUUAUACUGAUGUCACUGCUGAGGGAGUUAAGGAAGGAGUAAGAAGUUUGAUUGCAGGUGGAGCACCACCAAAGUUUGUCAUCAUCGAUGAUGGAUGGCAAUCGGUUGGCAUGGACCCUACUAGUACAGAAGCCAAAUUUGACGACACUGCCAAUUUUUCAAAUCGAUUGAUUAGUAUCAAAGAGAACCACAAAUUCCAAAAGGGCGGAGGCGGGAAUGAUACCAUGGGUACAAGCACUGGAUUUAGCUAUUUUAUUGCUGAGAUGAAAGACCAAUUCGCUCUCAAGUAUGUUUACAUCUGGCAUGCGAUAGUAGGUUAUUGGGGUGGUGUAAGCCCUGAUGUUGCUGGAAUGGCUCAAUAUGACCCGAAGAUUGUACCCGCUAUUCCAUCCCCUGGAGUGGAGUCCAAUGGCAUUUGUUUCGUGUUGAAGAGCAUCAUGAUGAACAAUGUUGGUGUUGUGAACCCAGACAAAAUCUUUUCCUUCUACAAUGAUCUGCAUGCUUAUCUUGCAUCAAUUGGCAUUGAUGGGGUUAAGGUAGAUAACCAAAGUGUACUUGAGACUCUUGGAGCUGGUUACGGAGGAAGAGUUAAGCUUGCAAGAAAUUACCAUGAAGCAUUGGAGGCCUCUGUUUCUAAAAACUUUAAGAAUAAUGGAAUUAUUUCCUGCAUGAGCCACAGCACUGAUGCGCUGUACAAUUCCAAGAAAGCAGCCACGGUCAGAGCAUCAGAUGAUUUCUUUCCAAGAGAUCCAGCAUCCCACACUAUUCAUAUAGCAUCAGUUGCAUACAACAGUGUUUUCCUUGGAGAAUUUAUGCAGCCUGAUUGGGAUAUGUUUCAUAGCUUGCAUCCUAUGGCCGAAUACCAUGGAGCUGCUCGUGCUGUAGGAGGCUGCACUAUCUAUGUCAGUGAUAAACCUGGAAACCAUGACUUUGAUGUUUUAAAGAAGCUUGUACUUCCUGAUGGCUCCACUUUGCAAGCCAAACUUCCAGGUAGACCGACAAGAGACUGCUUGUUUUCUGAUCCUACUAGAGAUGGAAUAAGUCUUCUCAAAAUCUGGAACAUCAACGAUGUCAAUGGAGUACUUGGGGUUUUCAAUUGUCAAGGAGCUUCAUGGUGCCGUACUAAUAUAAAAAAUCUGAUCCAUGAUCAACAGCCUCCAACAAUCUCUAGCACCAUCCAGCCAACAGAUGUUGAAUACCUGCACAACACUGCUUGGAGUGGAUGGAAUGGAGAUUGCAUUAUGUAUUCACAUAGAGGUGGAGAACUCAUGAAUGUUGGGAUGAAUACAUCUGAUCCAAUUCAACUAAAACCUCGCGAGUUCGAAGUGUUCACAGUUGCAGCUGUGAGGCAACUGGCAAAUGGUGCUGCAUUCGCACCAAUAGGUCUCGUCAAAAUGUUCAAUUCAGGCGGAGCAAUAAAACAAGUCGACUAUGAGUCCAAGAAAGCUGGGCAAGUGGAGCUAAGAGUUCGCGGAUGUGGCACGUUUGGUGCCUAUUCCUCCCUUAGGCCGAAAAGGAUCAUAAGGGAUAAAUUAAAGGAGCAGGAAUUUGAUUACGAUGAAAACUCAGGACUCCUCACUCUCGAUUUACCCGUUCCGGAUGCAGAGCUGUACGAAUGGAACCUAUCAGUUGAUCUUUGAACCUUGGCUAUGUUGGUUCAAAUAAAUGACGAAUCUCCACUUGUUUGGUAUUCUUGCCUCUUCCCUCUGUCCAAAGAUUGCACAGGCACAUUGUUGGUGUUGCAAGUGUCCAUAUAUUUUACUGAAUUCAAGAUUGGAUCUGUCGUUAUUAUGAGUCCAGAGCAGGAUUGCGAUCUCAGCUCUCGUGCAAGAAUUCAAACAUUAUUAUGGGUACAUGUGUUUGGAUCCAUUGGUGUUGGAGUGAACCACCCAUUAAAAUAGGUGUAAAGUGGCAGUACUUUCUGAAGCUGCAGAUCUCAUUGCUUGAUAUCCUUUUCUUUUUAUGAAUGGUGAUUUUGGUAAGUCUUUGGAGUAACCGGUCCAAAACGGUUUGUCUCGAGCGAUGACGGUUUUGAUGUGGCAGUAUAAAAGUAGUGAAAUGUGAGUUGGUUUUAUGUUUGGUAUUUGGACAGAACAAGUCACGAGCGACCAUGUUAUACAAUGUGAUAUGUCUUGUCAUUUAGUAUAUCACAGUUCAGAAAUCUUAGGCAUAUUACUUUCAUCCA